Molecule: messenger RNA, 681 nt
Organism: Belonocnema kinseyi
Lineage: Eukaryota; Metazoa; Arthropoda; Insecta; Hymenoptera; Cynipidae
Exons: 2
Coding region: 35-601 (188 amino acids)
Source: RefSeq, a predicted model, not a curated record
UGUUCAGUUUGUUCUUUAUUAAAGUGACUAUUCUAUGAAAAUGAAUAUUAAAACUAGCAUCUUACUUCUCACAUUCUUUGGCAUCUUGUACGUUGAAAGUGCAGAUGGAAGGGUGCCUCAGGGUCUUCGUUACGCCUUGGUAAAAUUUACGGAUGAAACUCGUUAUUAUGGAUUCCUUAGGUUAGUGCCGCCAAACCAGCAUUUGGACGAUCCUCAUAGCCUAAGACCAAUGUGGAUGUCACUUGAUCGCGUAAACCUGCGUUUUAAUGCUUAUUAUAUUUAUAUGGAAAUGUCACAUCAGCGGCGUUAUAUUUCAGAAGCUCUCGAACAUUUAUUUGCAUAUAUUGCUCAUCAACCAGGUAGGGAGCUUCCAGAGUCAGCUCUUGUCUUCUUUGCAGAUCACAAAUAUUCAGCUAAAAAUUUUAUUGAGUAUGAUCCAAAUUUUCCACAUCCUUAUGUGGCAGACGACGACAAAGGCGGCCGCAUUUACAUAAAAAUAAAAAACACCAGAUGCAUCUAUUAUGCAGUUCUAAAGUAUAUGGGAACUUCCAAUGACGAUUUACCAUAUAUCCCACAGCCCCCGCCAGGGUAUUUUCACUAAUCAGCUGUAAAUUUUACAGCAUGUUGAUAUUAUUUAUCCUACAAGAAGACAUCACUAUUGGUUAUAAUCUUCGAGCAUGG